Molecule: messenger RNA, 313 nt
Organism: Staurois parvus
Lineage: Eukaryota; Metazoa; Chordata; Amphibia; Anura; Ranidae
Source: the annotation of a GenBank genome assembly
AAGCAAUCUUUUCUCCUUCUCUCUAGCUGCAUUCUUUCAGCCAUUGAGAAAUACUGUGUGAGCUGUGAUUGGUCACAGCUUGUCACAUGGUACGAGGCUGUUGUGAAUAGCCCUGUACCAUGUGACCUCUGUGAUCAUUCACAGAUUUCACACGUAGUAAGCAAUGAUGUCAGAAGUGACAUCUUGCUUACUACUUUGCAUGUGAUCACUGAUUGGCCAAUCAGUGAUCACAUGAUCGGGACCUCACACAGAGGUCCCGUACAGCGGCUCCCAGGGAGCACGCACAGGCUAAAAUAGCAGGCGCUGUUUAUGA